AUGACGAGGUCGACGAAAGAGCCUCUCUUGGCUUGUACGGGUACCUUAGACAAGGUUACCUUUGAUGUUGGCCAAGACGGGCGAGGAUUGGGUAGCCUGGAGGCCAUCUCCUCGGUAGCAAGAAGCAGCAAGGGCGCCAUGAUGCCCGUGGGUAAGAUGGACAGGCAGUGGGGUGUGCGAGAGAUAGAGGCCAAGUACACAUCCAGGUACAAGGACGACAAGGGCGCCGCUGUUUCGAUUGGGGAUGAUCACGGUUUCUGGAGACGGAGACCCAGGUAG
Neurospora crassa OR74A is the source of this 279-nucleotide messenger RNA. RefSeq lists its product as hypothetical. The transcript has a single exon. The record is from RefSeq and is a predicted model, not a curated record. Bases 1 to 279 code for a protein of 92 amino acids. Lineage: Eukaryota; Fungi; Ascomycota; Sordariomycetes; Sordariales; Sordariaceae.